Messenger RNA from Cylicocyclus nassatus, 973 nucleotides. NCBI's taxonomy places the organism in Eukaryota, Metazoa, Nematoda, Chromadorea, Rhabditida, Strongylidae. The record is from the annotation of a GenBank genome assembly.
AUGAGCUUCCCCCGAGUAUUUCGAAGCUUACUGAACUCGUCUAUAAAAUCUCGAUUCAAUCCAAUACGAGGCUUGUAUAUCCAAGUGCAGGAAACCCCGAACCCAUUGACGCUGAAGUUCCUUCCUGGUAAAGCUAUACUGGACAAGCCGCGAACGUAUGAGUUCACUACUGUGGCCUCUGCUAAAGAUAGCCCGUUGGCAAUGGAGCUCUUUCGAGUUGAUGGAGUGAAGUCCGUAUUUUUUGGUGAAGAUUUCGUUACAAUAACCAAAAAAGACGAGGAAAUCGAUUGGGGAACCAUACGACCAGAAGUUUUCUCAACCAUAGCGAAUUAUAUCGAAUCAGGAAAGCCGGUCAUUAGAGAAGGACAUUCAGAACCAGAGCAUGAAGACACAGCAAUACAUGAGGACGACGAUGACACCGUUGCAAUGAUCAAAGAAUUAUUGGACUCUCGAGUUCGACCUAUGGUUCAAGAGGAUGGAGGCGAUAUAACCUAUUUGGGCUUUGAGGAUGGAGUUGUGAAAUUGAAACUGAAGGGAUCGUGCACAGGCUGCCCCAGCUCAUCUGUGACUCUCAAGGCUGGAAUACAAAACAUGUUACAAUUCUAUGUUCCCGAGGUGAAAAAUGUGAUUGAAGUGACGGAUGAAUCAGAUGAUCUGGUUCAGAAAGAGCUGGAGAAAUUUGAGAAAUCACGAGGGAUCGUUGACUAAUCGUAGUAGAACAUACUAGUUGUUAUCUCUCUUAUUUUCCUCGUAUAGACAUUGUCAGAGAUGUUGUAUCUAUAAAUAACUUAGAAGAGCCAUGUCAUGUUUUAUCUCAUUGUAUCUUUCAUAUUAGCUUAGGCUCUAGACUUGGGUGUGGCCUCCACUCGUCAUAAAUAAGUUUUCUUUAGAUAAUUUGCCGAUGGCAUUUUGUUUUUGAUUUAUUUCUGCAAUGCAGGUGAAUGUUUUCGAGGUGCAAAAUAAAUAUCAAGUG